Molecule: messenger RNA, 792 nt
Organism: Cynocephalus volans (Philippine flying lemur)
Lineage: Eukaryota; Metazoa; Chordata; Mammalia; Dermoptera; Cynocephalidae
Product: keratin-associated protein 5-4-like
Exons: 1
Coding region: 1-792 (263 amino acids)
Source: RefSeq, a predicted model, not a curated record
AUGGGCUGCUGUGGAUGUUCCGGAGGCUGCGGCUCCAGCUGUGGGGGCUGCGGCUCCAGCUGUGGAGGCUGCGGCUCCAGCUGUGGGGGCUGCGGCUCCAGCUGUGGGGGUUGCGGCUCCAGCUGUGGAGGAUGUGGCUCCAGCUGUGGGGGCUGCGGCUCCAGCUGCUAUGUGCCCAUCUGCUGCUGCAAGCCUGUGUGCUGCUGUGUGCCAGCCUGUUCCUGCUCCAGCUGUGGCAAAGGGGGCUGUGGCUCUUGUGGGAGCUCCAAGGGGGGCUGUGGCUCUUGUGGGGGCUGCAAGGGGGGCUGUGGUUCUUGUGGGGGCUCCAAGGGGGGCUGUGGCUCCUGUGGGGGUUCCAAAGGGGGCUGUGGCUCUUGUGGGGGCUGCAAGGGGAGCUGUGGCUCCUGUGGGAGCUCCAAGGGGGGCUGUGGCUCUUGUGGGGGCUGCAAGGGGGGCUGUGGCUCUUGUGGGGGCUCCAAGGGGGGCUGUGGCUCCUGUGGGGGCUGCAACGGGGGCUGUGGCUCCUGUGGGGGCUCCAAGGGGGGCUGUGGUUCCUGUGGGAGCUCCAAGGGGGGCUGUGGCUCUUGUGGUUGCUCCCAGUCCAGUUGCUGUGUCCCUGUGUGCUGCCAGUCCAGCUGCUGCAAGCCCUGCUGCUCCCAGUCCAGCUGCUGUGUCCCCGUGUGCUGCCAGUCCAGCUGCUGCAAGCCCUGCUGCUGCCAGUCCAGCUGCUGCAAACCCUGCUGCUCCCAGUCCAGCUGCUGUGUCCCUGUGUGCUGCCAGUGCAAGAUCUGA